Molecule: messenger RNA, 3502 nt
Organism: Oncorhynchus gorbuscha (pink salmon)
Lineage: Eukaryota; Metazoa; Chordata; Actinopteri; Salmoniformes; Salmonidae
Product: POU domain, class 3, transcription factor 2-like
Exons: 1
Coding region: 68-1198 (376 amino acids)
Biological process (GO): regulation of transcription by RNA polymerase II; brain development
Cellular component (GO): nucleus
Molecular function (GO): DNA-binding transcription factor activity, RNA polymerase II-specific; RNA polymerase II cis-regulatory region sequence-specific DNA binding
Source: RefSeq, a predicted model, not a curated record
UGGCAAAACAGUAACUGUCAAAUGCAAGGUUCCUUUAAUAAGAGCGAUCAGUCCGGCUCCGAGAGUCAUGGCGACCACAGCGUCUAAUCAUUACAAUAUCCUUACCUCCAGCGCAUCCAUUGUGCACUCGGAGCCCGGGAGCAUGCAGCAAGCAUCGGCGUACAGGGACGCGCAGACCCUGUUGCAGAGUGACUACUCAUUGCAGAGCAACAGUCACCCGCUCAGCCACGCGCACCAGUGGAUAACGGCACUGUCGCACGGAGAGGGAGCUCCGUGGUCAACCAGUCCUCUCGGCGACCAGGACAUCAAACCCGCGGUGCAGGGCACCAGAGACGAGAUGCACAGCUCCAACAACCUGCAGCACCAGCACCAGCCGCGACCGCCCCACCUGGUGCACCAGUCGCAUGGGAACCACCACGACGCCCGAGCGUGGAGAACUACCGCAGCCCACAUACCCAGCAUGGCAACAUCCAAUGGCCAGAGCCUUAUUUAUUCACAGCCCGGAUUCGGCGUCAACGGCCUGAUUCCAGGCAGCGGACAGGGGAUGCAUCACCACAACCUAAGAGACGCACACGAAGACCACCACAGCCCGCAUCUCAGCGACCACGGCCACCAGGCGUCCCAACACCAGCAACAGAGUCACCACGACCAUUCGGACGAGGAUACACCGACCUCGGACGACUUGGAGCAGUUCGCCAAGCAGUUUAAGCAGCGGAGGAUCAAGCUGGGCUUCACUCAGGCUGACGUCGGACUCGCCUUGGGAACGCUGUAUGGAAAUGUGUUUUCCCAAACCACUAUUUGCAGGUUCGAGGCCCUGCAGCUCAGCUUCAAAAACAUGUGUAAGCUCAAGCCUUUGUUGAACAAGUGGUUGGAAGAAGCGGAUUCCACCUCGGGCAGCCCAACCAGUUUGGACAAAAUCGCUGCACAGGGGAGGAAAAGGAAAAAACGGACCUCUAUCGAGGUAAGCGUAAAAGGGGCUUUGGAGACCCAUUUCUUGAAGUGUCCUAAACCCGCAGCGGCGGAAAUUACUUCACUGGCGGACGGUCUACAGCUGGAGAAAGAGGUGGUGAGGGUUUGGUUUUGUAACAGGAGACAGAAAGAGAAACGGAUGACUCCUCCCGGUGGACCGCUUCCUGGAACGGAGGAUGUGUAUGGGGACACACCGCCACAUCAUGGAGUCCAAACACCGGUUCAAUGAACGAUAACGGAUCACUAUUAGACUUUUCCUGAUUUGAUUUACCCUGAAAUGAUAUAUAUUUCACUGGACUAUGAGCGAUAGUGGGUGUUUUAUGUAUAAUAAUAGCCUAGCCUAUGGCAUGAGUAGGCUACUUACACAAUAUCUGCAUUGAAUACCAUUCAAAACCCAAAUAUCAUUAGCAAUGGGGUGGAAAAUUGUUUUCUUCAAGAGCUAAGAGAACACAUGUUCGAGGAUAUGCCUUGCAAUGUGACUCGACGCAGUUUCAAGGUGUAGUCCUAUUGUGAAAAAAUAUUUGGCGUGAAGGGAAUUAUCGUUUUAAAUAAGCCUCGAGAUUCUUAGCUAAAAUGGUUUACGUUCUCGACUUUUCUAGUGUAUUCAACACAUGGCGCUGCGUAAUCAUCAUUGUUUUGUUCUGGACAUGUGGGUCCGACAAGAAAAGUCUUCAGAGCUGCAUUCGACAAAUAUAGCCUAAACGCCAUUUCUCUGUCCCAGACACGCAGCUGGGGUUGAGCAUCGGCUGAGCAAUGUGUGAGGGUUGAUAAUCUGUCAGUCAUAUUUUUCUAGUUAGUUUUGACAUUCAACAUUGCUUUGAGGCGUUUAGGCAAAUUAUUAUGGGCCAAAGCUUUAUUAUUUUGCCUGUUACUUGUUAUAUCCCUAUUAUUAUUAUUAUUAUUAUUAUUAUUAUUAUUAUUAUUAUUAUUAUUAUUAUCAUCAAGAGCGGUUCGAAGGACCUCCUUGAAUAAUUGAUACCACAUAAAUCGUAAGGUUUUGAUAUUCCGUUUGAACGCACACAAGAACACAUCAUCCUCCUCGUUCUCUCAAUGAUAUCAGCACCUCUAAACACAAAAGGCUGCCAACACUGAGCUCCGCUCCACGCCACGCGGCCAGCAGCUAGCAGUCAGGUCACGGAAGGGCUACGUGGCGAUGGAAACCUGGCACUUUUCUAGAGCAAGAUAUAUCACCAAGUUUUUCACAGAACAUUGUGAUCAAUUUUGUAAAUAUUGUAUAACUUAACAGUCAUGGCUUAGUUCCUUCUCACUGAGGCACUUUUUUUCUUUCGGUGUUUUCAAAACAAAAACAGGUUUUAGCUGUUUAUUUUUUUAUUCCAAAUGGUUUUGACACAAUUUUAGGUUUCAAUAGCCUACCUUGUAUUUUUAUUUAAAGUUAUUUGUAGCUGAAAUUACGUUUGUUGUUUGCAGUGUGAUGUGUUUGAGACGCAUUUUAUGUUAAAUUCAGAGGCAUUUCAUUGAUGUGAAUUCAAUUGGAUUGGCAGAAUUGACUUCACAUGUUGUCCUGUCAUUGGCUUUCAAUAAUGUCCACCUGACAUAUUUUUGAACCAAAUAUAUGCUUUAAGUAAUUAUGUUCUAAUUGAUUGGCAACUAAAUAAUGAAUCAGCCCACAGAUUGGCAAAGGAAGGCGAUAUGCUCGCUGAAAUAUAUUUUAUUUAAAAGAUGUAUUAUUCCUUUACAAAAGGAAAUAGAUAUUUAAGUAGCCUACAUUUUAUAUCAACUUUUAAAAACAACGUAGGCCUUUUGUCAAAAACAUGUCACCUGGCACCACAUAAUAAUGAUAAUAAUAAUAAGAAUAAUAUAUUAUUAUUUUAUUAUUUAUCAUAGGUGAGGAUUUUAUUUUAUCCUUGCCAUCUUAUUUUGUUUUGGUAUCAUUGCGAUAUGGGAAUAAUUAUCAAAUACUUUAAUUUUAUUAUUUUGUUGUUGAGAUUGUAAUUUAUUCUAUAACGACUUUUAUAGAUGACACAAAGUACAAUAGAUAUAUAAAUGCCAUCGAAAAGGCUUAUGGAAUAUAGGCUAGUCAUAAGGGGGGAGAGAUAGUAUUUUUUAUUUCAGCAGGAUUGCCAUAGCCUAUACCGUCAAUGCUACGUGUAUAUACAUGUUUUCUGAUAACCAUAUGGCUUGUUCUCCGUAGCUUUGUUUCAUUUUAUGCAAAUUGUAUCCAGGGACUUGUGUUCUUCUCAUUUGGAAGCAGCUUGCCUAAUCUUACUUUUUUUUAAAGAAAAAAGGUCAUGGCAUUGAUCAUAUUUCUUCUGUAGCUUGAAUUAAUCGACCAAUCUUACAAUUCUCUGAAAAUCAAACUGUGGGAUGUACAAAUUCGAUGUUUUUUUUUGUUUUUUUUUCCGCGUUUAUCACAUUCACUUUUAAUUGAUCUGGAUAAAUCUGGGGGUUAAACACGCAGAGAUGGUGAUAGAAAUAUGUUUAGGUAAUAUUUCAUCAGUUGAUAUGACAUGAACAAAGACUUGCACAUUUUUAAAUAAUGGGGUUGAUAUUAAAAAGCUUUUUUCAAUGUCGA